Molecule: messenger RNA, 753 nt
Organism: Caenorhabditis remanei
Lineage: Eukaryota; Metazoa; Nematoda; Chromadorea; Rhabditida; Rhabditidae
Exons: 3
Coding region: 1-753 (250 amino acids)
Biological process (GO): DNA strand elongation involved in DNA replication; DNA replication
Cellular component (GO): delta DNA polymerase complex
Molecular function (GO): DNA binding
Source: RefSeq, a predicted model, not a curated record
AUGCUCGCAGGUGCGUUGGUCUCUCCAAAAUAUUUGAUUAUGGCAUCAAGACCUGAUAAUAUUGUACUAUUCACUCAUAUUGCUGUGGAUCGACUGAUGAAAAAAGAGUUCAAUGAAAGAAAUCUGAAUAUUCAAAAAGUUGUAAGAACACUUACUUUAUCGCGAACUGAGAAACAAUCAUCUGCGAAAGCACUGAUAACCGUUGAUAAAUUGAUCAGUUCGAUUGCUGAAAAACCGUUGGUGAACACUGUUGAUGUGACACCUGGUGUUGGCGAUCCAUGCUCAUCGAUGUGGCCGCUUCCACCAAUUCACAGAGUUUGUCUGCAGCGUUGUGCUAUGAGCCAGAAGAAAGUGAAUCUUGUGACAAAUCCGUAUGAGUUCGAGGUGAAUGGUCUUCGAGUGAUGACUAUGUCUGGCGAAAACGUCACGGAGCUUUUGCGUACUUCUCAAAAAUGGACCGGUGCUGAUGUUCUCGCUAACCUUGUCAAAUGGCAACACGUCGCGCCUAAUUGCCCAGAUACUCUAGAUGCGUUUCCUAUGGCUGAAAGAGAUCCACUCGUUAUGGAAACCACCCCACACAUUAUGGUCUGCGGUAAUCAGCCACAAGCCGAGUUCCGACGUGUUCCAAUCGAUGGAUCUGACUCUACGUGUCUUGUUGUUUGCCUGCCGAAAUUCUCAAAAACCCGUGUUGCAUGCUUCUUAAACUUGAAGGAUCUCUCGAUGAAAUGGCAGAACUUUGAUCAUCAAUACUAA